AUGCAAGGAACUUUCUACCUGCGUGGCGCCCGAGGAGCACUUCUCUCCCGCCUUCUUCUGAACUCAUCUGCAUUUCUGGAAAACCUCGACGACGCUUCCUGGUUCUUAUCUCAGGCUCUCGUGAGCCUGUUCCAAUCUGCUGAACCGAUGAACUGUCACCAACAUUCUGCGCUUGGGGAACGAAACAACCUUGACGUACUCCAAGGCGGGACCGCUCAAAUCACCGUGACUUCCGUCGGGCGCCGUCUGAGAGAGCGGUAG
Messenger RNA from Punctularia strigosozonata HHB-11173 SS5, 261 nucleotides. RefSeq lists its product as uncharacterized. Bases 1 to 261 code for a protein of 86 amino acids. The record is from RefSeq and is a predicted model, not a curated record. The transcript is spliced from 2 exons. NCBI's taxonomy places the organism in Eukaryota, Fungi, Basidiomycota, Agaricomycetes, Corticiales, Punctulariaceae.